Arachis ipaensis is the source of this 651-nucleotide messenger RNA. The record is from RefSeq and is a predicted model, not a curated record. Lineage: Eukaryota; Viridiplantae; Streptophyta; Magnoliopsida; Fabales; Fabaceae.
AACCGGAAGAUCCUACCUGUACCGGUAGCUGUUAUACGUGGACUGAGUGUUGUUGAUAGGAUAGAAUCCAUGUACACAGUCAUCAAAAACGCUGCAGUUUUGAUUCCAGUUCUUAAUAAGAGUAAUCCCAAAUGUUAAUGUGAACCCUAGAUAUCAAAUCUUACCUUGCCUUUAGUGAUGAACAUGGAAGAACAUUCAUCAGAUUCAAUCCGUCGCUCAUGGAAAGAGAAGUCGAUCGGAGCUUCAAGCAACAACUCUGGCAAUGUUGGCAUGGCAAGGAAGAAGUUCACACAUCCAAGCUGUUAUUGUGGAGCUCAUGCGAUUCUCUUUGAAUCCACCACAUCAAAUAAUCCAAAUAGGUUAUUCUUUGGUUGCAGUUAUUUCAAGACUCCUUCAACGCAUUGCAAAUAUUUUAAGUGGCUGGAUGAGCUGAUAACUGAGUCUGGCUAUACAGUGGUAGAAGUCCAAAAAACGAAAGUUCAUGGGAGAUUGAAGGAGUUGGAGGACAAAGUUAAAGAGAUGGAGAUUAAGCUAUAUAAUGGAGUUCAUGGAAGAAGAUACACUAGACAUAAUAGAUGUAUUAUCAUGGCAUUUUUUAUUGUUGUUGUUGGUGGAAUUUUUGUUACUGCACUUCAGCCUAAUAGGAUGUAA